AACAUCCCUACACUUUGUCAAGUGUUGAAGUUACCGCAUAGCACUACCACGUCAACACCUCAAGCUCAAGCUAUCGAACCAGUCGAGGAAGCAGCUGUAGGGUGCUCAUCAGGAGUUGUCACUCUAGAUGAUUUCGCUAGUGAUGAUGAUGAUGAUGAUGGCGAAGAAAUGAACGCCACUCAACCGCCUGCUCUAUUGAAAUCUGAAAUUGUGACGGGCCCUGCCACAGCUGUUGAUCUGAAUGGGAACAAAGACAACUCAAAUACUGAAAACGAACGUCCAAGCUCUUCUUGUACAAGGUCUUCGAGUGAUGUUGUGCUACAAUCUUCUCCUUCUAAUGAAGCCAGCGAUGAAGUUGGGGACAUCACGAUACAGUUUCCUUUCGAUUCAAUUCCCUGUGAAACUAAUGGUUGCCCCUCUGCUGAUAAUAAUAUGGAUACGCUCGAUCAAAAAGCGCUGGUUGUGAGUGUUUCGCGGUUGAGUUGCCUCGAAGAUGAAAAGGUAGUAAGUGACUUUAUCAAAAUGUUCCCACAAGUUCGAUACGAAGAGGAUGUUACAUGUUCCUCUACUCAUCUCGUUAUGAUGAAUUCUAAUCAGAGAUUAUGCCAACGGCGAUCUCUUCGCUACGUCUUUGCCGUGGCUCGGAAAUGUGAACUGCUUGAUCGCUCGUGGUUGGAAGAAUCGAUAAAGGCGCAGCGAUUACUGUCCACCGCGCAACAUGUACUGGCGUGCGAGACCCCAGACGAAGAACCUGGAUGGAUCCGUGCCAGACAGACUACGCAGCCGCUGUUCGGUCAAAUGGGCUUUUUCCUUCCAAAGACAUUCUCCCAUUCCAAGAUGCUACCUCAUGAGAAACUCAAGGAGCUUAUUACUUUGUGUGGGGGCACGUGCUGUGACAAACCAUGGGAGCUUGUCAGCUUCAAGAUCGCAUAUACCAUCUUCAUGUCGAAUUCAACAGAAUGGGACGCCGCACGUCGAUAUGAAGCGAGCAUGAAUGGUGUCCCUGUGCUUGUUGCGGACUGGAUAUUGGAUUCGAUUGCAGAGUUUCGUGUCAAGCCCAUAGAACCGUAUAAAAUCCAACGAAAGCAUUGA
Molecule: messenger RNA, 1092 nt
Organism: Haemonchus placei
Lineage: Eukaryota; Metazoa; Nematoda; Chromadorea; Rhabditida; Trichostrongylidae
Source: the annotation of a GenBank genome assembly